UGCACGUAAAUAGUUUUAUUUUUUUUAAUGUUUUAUGAGUAGGAACAGUUUAUUUUUCUCUAUUUUGCCCGGACAUAAUUCCCGAACGGACAGCUUCCAUUUCCGGUCCAUGUUGUCAACAUCGAAGAAGCACGUGCUACACAGCCCUUAAAAUGCCGAAGAAUCGGAAACCAAAAGGCAAACCUGCGGAGAAGGUUGUCCAUCCGUACAGCAGGAAAGCUGCUUCCUUGGCCAGCGAGGAAAUAAGACUUCAAAAGAAAGAAAGACAGAAAAUUGGCAAAGCGGCGCGUCUGAAUAGCAUUGGGGAGAAGCUGCUGUGGUUCCAGGGACAACUAGACCCAGAAAAGACGAGGUACACUAAGAAAGAUGCCUGUGACAUCAUUGAAAGGUACCUGAAGAGGUUUGAUUCUGAGCUGGAGCAGAUCGAGCUGGUGAACAGCAUCAAAGGUCGCCAGGGUCGUCUCCACGCCGCCAGAGAGAGCUUCAUCAAGCAGACCACCGAGCGGGAGCGAGCGCAGUACGAGGGCGUGGGAUUCGAGGUCCCAGACUUCAUCAACACAAAACAUCUGAAAAGCUUCAGGGAAUGGACGGGAGACUUGAAGAAACUUCCAAAUAUUAAACUGAGGAAGGUUUCAAACCAAGGCUUGGAAGUGACGGACCAAGGAGAGAAGAACGACGCAGCUGAAGAAGAAGAAGAAGAAGAAGAAAUCAAAAAAGAGGAAGAAGAGUCAGAUGAGGAGCGGCCAGAUGAAAACGAAAACAUGUCUUCUUGACUCCAGGUUUGGAGACGUCUUCUUAGUCAAUAGAACAUUUGGAGUGGUGCGAUAUAUAUUUAACCAGCAGAUGGCGCCAGAUCUACAACAAUCACUUAAAAGCAGGUAGACAAGCUUUCACUUUCACUCUUUAUUCCUCAAACAAACAAGAGUCUGUAACCUCAAUAUUGCAUUAAUAUUCUUCAUCCAGUCAAAGAUAGGAAAAAGUCAUUUUCUGGUAGAAAAGUGCUAAAAGGAGGUUUGAAAGACUCAUUGUCAGCCGAGCACCUUUUUAAGUCAAAGAUUGUAUUUAUUAACCUUAGAAUCAUGAUUUCACACGCUGCGUUGUAGAUUGUCCAAAAAGAAGGGAAGAUUGCCAGAAAAUAAACAUUUCAUUUUUUUUGUU
Entelurus aequoreus (snake pipefish) is the source of this 1158-nucleotide messenger RNA. RefSeq names its product translation machinery-associated protein 16-like. The coding region runs from base 153 to 773 and encodes 206 amino acids. The record is from RefSeq and is a predicted model, not a curated record. The transcript is spliced from 7 exons. Gene Ontology annotation, cellular component: nucleus. Lineage: Eukaryota; Metazoa; Chordata; Actinopteri; Syngnathiformes; Syngnathidae.